UUGUAAGCAGCCGUAACUGGAUUUCGCUGAUAUACUCGUAUUUAUUAAUAUGCAAUUCAAAGCAGUAGUAGCAUAUCCCGGCCACAAUGAGAGUUGGCGUUCUGGUUGACAUCCUUUGGUUUUGCAGUUGUUGGAUCGGCCCGAGUCGAGAGAUUAUCCCAACGGAGCGGUAUCCCGAUGGAUGGCCCCAGCGGCAGUAUGCGACGCUGCUCCACAGAGCCAUUGUCGACGGUAUAGAGAUUUUUGUACCCAAUGGCGUGGCGAUAUCCCAUGAAAAUGUUAGGGCUGCGCUGGGAAUUUUGUUCCACGGCUCCAACGGCUCCACGGCGGAUGAAGUGCGUGAAGCAAUGAACCCACCAGAGUCCGAGCAGGUGGAACCGAUGGGAAUUGUUGUCCAACGUCCAGCUGCGGACAAGUUUAAGGAGUUGAGGUACGUCGGGGUUUUCGUGCCUCCCGAACUAAAGCUAAGCUCGGUGUAUGUGCAAAAGAUUCGCGAUAUGGGAGUGGAUCUGGUGCCUACCCAUCCGACUCGCACGAUUCGCAGCCUGACUAGGAAGCUGUGGAGGUUGAGCCCGAGCUUCCUCCGCAGCUCUCUGUUCGAUAGAGACGACCUCCCCUUCGAAUUGCAAAUUCAACCCGAAAUCCUGAUUGUGACGGGAGCGGCCUUCUGGGCCCGGUGGGACGAUGCUGGCUUCCACCGGGAGAACCGACGCAUGCGCGAGUUUAAUGUGGACAAGAGACGUCGCACCUACGUGGACACCAUGUACAGUUUGCCCAGGAGGCGUCAGGUGGCCCGACUGAACAGCUUGCGAUCGGCAAUGCUGCUUCUGCCACUUGCCAAAUAG
This is a messenger RNA of Drosophila obscura, 845 nucleotides long. RefSeq lists its product as uncharacterized. NCBI's taxonomy places the organism in Eukaryota, Metazoa, Arthropoda, Insecta, Diptera, Drosophilidae. The coding region runs from base 87 to 845 and encodes 252 amino acids. The record is from RefSeq and is a predicted model, not a curated record. The transcript has 2 exons.